ACUCCCAAAUCUCCCCAGACCGAACUUCUCUCUCUUUCCACUCGCUUCCCUGUCUGUAAAGCGUAAACCCUCUCUCUCUCUCUCACGGUCCAGUGUCGAGGCUUCUUCACAUUACAUCUCUCUCAGGGGAGAUAAGCUCAUGGGCAGCCUUAAAGGCUUUCUUUCUCUGCAUUAAUCGAUCCCUGUUCGUGAGGAAAAGUCACGGUUCCCAGGCAUAGGAAAGAAAGAGAGCAACAUAAAGAAAAGGGAGGAAACAGAAAUGGGCUUAGGGAUGGGACUGAACAUGCUUCUCCUUCUGGCCAUGGUGGCGACGAAUAUCCUCUCUCUAUACCACCUCUCUUCAUCCCUCCAGAGCAAACCUGCAGCUCCUCCCCCAGUCCCAGAUCACCUACUUCACCAACUCAACACAAUCAGAGCCACCAUUAACCACCUCACCCGCCUGCGCUCCACUAGCGCCACUUCCACUGCCGCCAGCACUACAAAAGCCCCAGUCCCCUCGGAUCUCCUCCUCUAUGCACACAUCUCUCCCAUUGCCUCUGCCUGCCGUGACAACCCUGAUCUUCUCCAUCGUUACAUGAACUACACCCCGUUCUCCCUCUGCCCAGAUGACACUGAUCUCUCUGAGGCUCUAAUCCUCCGAGGUUGUCAUCCCCUUCCUCGUCGCCGCUGCUUCUCUCGCACCUCUGCAAAAAUCCCUUCCUCUCUUACCUCCAACCCCUUCCCUCCUGCCCUCCCUGACUAUGCUUUGCUCUGGUCCCACUACUCUUGCAAGAGCUUUGCUUGUCUCAACCGCUUCAACGACGAUCUCGGUUUUGAUAUGAAACUUGAAUCCACCAAAUUCUUGACAACCAAAUCCGAUCUUGAUCUUACCAUUCCCCAAUUAGUCCAGAUUGCCAAGAGUUCUUCAUCGGUCCUCCGCCUCGCACUUGAUGUUGGAGCUGGAACUGGGACUUUUGCGGCAAGAAUGAAGCUCCAUAAUAUCACUGUUCUGUCCACAACCAUGAACCUGGGUGCCCCAUAUAGUGAAGUGACUGCAUUGAGAGGGCUCAUUCCAUUGCAUGUUCCAUUGCAACAGAGAUUUCCAAUAUUUGAUGGGGUUGUUGAUCUUGUCCGAUGUGGGCAUGCUGUUAAUCGUUGGAUCCCAAUCACAUCAAUGGAAUUCUUAUUCUAUGAUGUGGACAGGGUUCUGAGAGGUGGAGGGUACAUUUGGUUGGAUCAUUUCUUCAGCAAAGGAAUUGAUCUUGAGAAGGUUUAUGCUCCAUUGAUUGGGAAGUUGGGUUACAAAAAAGUGAAGUGGGCAAUAGGGAAUAAAACAGAUGCCAGUGGACUGAAGAAUGGAGAGGUCUAUUUGACUGCUCUUCUGCAGAAGCCUUUAUCAAGGUGAAACUAAGAUACAGGUGAUGUGUAACAAAAGUGGAGGGGCGAAUAUCCUCUGGGCUUUUUUACAGGCCACAUUCAUCAAUAGGACAUCUGUUUCUGAUAUUUCAAAUGAAAAGGUACAUGUUGAGCCAGUUGAAUAUGCUCCAUCAAACUUCGAGCACAUUCCUAUACUUGGGUUGCGCAAGAAACUUUUCCACACAAGUCAGGCAUUACCAAGCCACCAUUCUUUAUUAGUCUUCUUCUGAUGGAAUAACACUAAUUUGAGUUACCGAUGUCGAGUUCUGUGGGAGAACACCCUUCAAGUGAAUGAUAAGAUCCCUGUAUUCUUCAAUGUAUUGUAUCACUGUUGUAAGUCUGCCUUCUUUUCUUGUUGAUAGUUUAUUUAAACCAAGGUUAUGUCUUCAUUAUAAGUUUAUAUUGAGAACUGUUGCCUACCAUGUUCAAUUAUGUUCAAUUAAAGAUAUUUGAUCUUAACUACAAA
This is a messenger RNA of Nelumbo nucifera (sacred lotus), 1861 nucleotides long. Its product is annotated as putative methyltransferase At1g29790. NCBI's taxonomy places the organism in Eukaryota, Viridiplantae, Streptophyta, Magnoliopsida, Proteales, Nelumbonaceae. Gene Ontology annotation, molecular function: methyltransferase activity. The record is from RefSeq and is a predicted model, not a curated record.